Trifolium pratense (red clover) is the source of this 907-nucleotide messenger RNA. Its product is annotated as probable phytol kinase 3, chloroplastic. The coding region runs from base 1 to 900 and encodes 299 amino acids. The transcript has 7 exons. Gene Ontology annotation, molecular function: kinase activity. Lineage: Eukaryota; Viridiplantae; Streptophyta; Magnoliopsida; Fabales; Fabaceae. The record is from RefSeq and is a predicted model, not a curated record.
AUGAACGAAGCAGUCAGUCGCGUAGACACUCCUGCAAAGACUCACUUGGUUUGGUAUUUGACUCGUUGUCCUAGGCCCCUCUCAGCAGCUAGAGGCUUGACAUAUCGUUGGAACGUCCCAUCUGCCACCAUCACAUUAAGCUUCGCAUAUCGUUGGAAUGUCCCAUCUGCCACCAUUCUCCACCACGACCCUAUUAUCUCUGAUUACGUUGCAACAACUAUAUCUGUUGUCGUUGUUUUCUUCUUCCUUAGAUUGUGGCAAGAAACUGCAAAACGAGGACUUUUUGAUCCGAAAUUGAAUAGGAAACUUGUGCAUAUAACCAUUGGGCUGGUAUUAAUGCUAUGUUGGCCAUUAUUCGGUACUGAUAGAUGGGGAUCGUACUUUGCUGCUUCUAUUAUGGGAGUCAAUGUAUUUCGGAUGCUCGCUAUUGGACUUGGAAUAUGGAAAGAUGAGGCCACUGUGAAAUCAAUGAGCAGAUUUGGAGAUUAUAGGGAACUUCUAAGGGGACCAUUGUAUUAUUCUGUAACAAUUACUUUGGCAUCCAUCAUAUACUGGAGAAAUUCGCCUAUUUCGAUUGCUGCAAUAUGUAAUCUAUGUGCUGGAGAUGGUAUGGCUGACGUUGUUGGAAGGCGAUUUGGUGCUAAAAAGUUACCUUACAACAAAAACAAGUCCUACGCUGGUUCAAUUGCAAUGGCUUCUUUCGGAUUCUUGGCUUCUAUUGGGUACAUGUGGUAUUUUUCAUCAUUUGGAUUUAUGGAGGGAAGCUGGAAAAAGGUUAUAAGUUUCCUAGUUGUAUCUGUUAUCUCAGCAGUUGUGGAGUCCCUUCCUAUCAGUACAGAUCUUGAUGAUAAUCUCACAGUUGCCCUCACUUCCAUAUUGGUAGGAAGUUUAGUCUUCUGAUUCUGAU